Molecule: messenger RNA, 2273 nt
Organism: Polypterus senegalus (gray bichir)
Lineage: Eukaryota; Metazoa; Chordata; Cladistia; Polypteriformes; Polypteridae
Gene: ero1a
Product: endoplasmic reticulum oxidoreductase 1 alpha
Exons: 16
Coding region: 211-1626 (471 amino acids)
Biological process (GO): protein folding in endoplasmic reticulum
Cellular component (GO): endoplasmic reticulum; endoplasmic reticulum membrane
Molecular function (GO): protein-disulfide reductase activity; FAD binding; thiol oxidase activity
Source: RefSeq, a predicted model, not a curated record
GUCUUCAGCUGUUGCAAUAGGAAGUGGCUGUGUUACUCAUAAUUCCAACGCACUCUGGCCCCAUAUAAACGUGUCGUGCGACGAAUCUUUUAGCUUUAUUCUUUUGUUUCCUGUCCGUAUCACUUUUUUCUCUUUCUUCACGAUCAGGCAGCUCCAAGGCGUGGACAAGCCCGUGUGGAUGUUAUUAGAGUAGUCAGUUUGAAUGUAACGAUGGGUCUAGAACAAGUGCGGAUAUCCAUUUUCGCUUUCCUACUGGCCGCCGUGCUCGCUGCAGCCACCUCUUCUGAUCCGAGCGCCUCGGCCGCCCAGCGCUGCUUCUGUCAGGUUACUGGCCACCUUGAUGACUGCACUUGUGAUGUCGAGACCAUUGACCUCUUCAACAACCAGAAGCUCUUCCCCAAAUUACAGAAACUCCUGGAAUCUGAUUACUUCCGGUAUUAUAAGGUGAAUCUAAAAAAAGCAUGCCCUUUUUGGUCCGAAAACAGUCACUGUGGGAUAAGAAGUUGUGCAGUGAAGCCAUGUAAUUUGAAUGAGUUACCCAUUGGGCUCAUGUCUUCUAAUAGCAAGUACUCAAAAGAAGCAUCUGAGGAACAGGAAGACUGUGAAAAAGCUGGAAAACUGGGAGCCAUCGAUAGUUCUUUAAGUGAGGAGGCACGACGGACACUACAGGAGUGGAAUCGGCAUGAUGAUGAAGCAGAUCGUUUUUGUGAAGCUGAUGAUGAGCAAUCGCCAGACUCAGAGUACGUGGAUUUGCUGCUGAACCCUGAGCGCUUCACUGGUUACAAGGGUGCAGAAACCUGGAAAAUCUGGAACAGCAUCUAUGAGGAGAAUUGCUUCAAGCCAAACACAAUUAAAAGACCUUUGAACCCACUUGCAGCUGACAGAGGUGAAGAUGAAGGUAGAUCAUUUUACCAUUGGCUUGAAGGUCUGUGUGUUGAAAAGAGAGCCUUUUUCAGAUUGGUCUCUGGGCUUCAUGCUAGCAUCAAUGUACAUCUUUCUGCUCGGUAUCUUCUUCAAGAUAACUGGUUUGAACAGAAGUGGGGUCAUAAUGUCUCAGAGUUCCAGUUGCGCUUCGAUGCCAAUUUGACUAAGGGAGAGGGACCUCGGCGACUGCGCAAUCUGUAUUUCUUGUACUUGAUUGAGCUGCGAGCAUUAUCCAAGGUUCUUCCCUUCUUUGAGAGAACCUCUUUCCAGCUGUAUACUGGUAAUGCAAUUCGGGACAAGGAGAACAAAAACCGUCUUCUGAAGAUCUUGGAUCUUAUUAAAUCUUUCCCUCUGCACUUUGAUGAAAAUUCACUGUUUACUGGAGAUCAAAAGGAGGCGCAAAAACUGAAGGAUGACUUCAAGCACCACUUCCGAAACAUCUCCAGAAUCAUGGAUUGCGUUGGAUGCUUCAAGUGUCGUCUCUGGGGCAAACUACAGACGCAGGGUUUAGGAACAGCACUAAAAAUCUUGUUCUCGGAGAAGCAGAUUGAGGCAAUGCCGGAUUUGGAAUUUCCAGAUUCACCAUCCAGCUUCCAACUUUCCCGGCAGGAGAUUGUUGCUCUGUUUAAUGCUUUUGGCAGAAUUUCAACAAGCAUAAAAGAGCUUCAGACCUUCCGUGACCUUCUGUCAAGAAUUCAAUAACCAGAGGAUGAUUAUGUGAAGUUUCUAACCCCCUAAUCUUUUUCAAAUUGUGAAACCUGACCAGAUAUGUUGCACAUUUUAAAAUGUGGUGUGGGUGUUUGAGUCUUUCCUCUGAGCGCUUCACAUUUUAACUACCCUGAGCUUUAUGGCAUGUAUGGUGCACACUUACAGUAAGUUGUGGAGUCCUGUAGUUAAGCACCGCACAUCUGUGCUAUUUUCUAAUUGCUCAUGGAUUAUGUGGACCACCCUGCAAUGAAGUGGAUGCCAGCAUUGCCUAUGAAAUCUGACAUUUUGGAACAUUAAGCAAGCAAAGCCAAAUCUCCUCUCUUAUUCUAGACAGUGGAGUGUUGCUGUUUAAUAGUUUUACAGGCCUUUAGUUAAUUUAGAUUAAUUCUAGGGCUGUGCUACUGGCAUGGGGCUAUUUAAGAGUCCAACAGCCACUGCCUAACAAAUAGUGGGUUUUUUUUUUUUUUCUUUUUCAAAAAUAAGGGGGCACACUUUUUGGUUUUUUUUUUUGGUGGACUUUUGAAACUUGGAUCUAUGUACUACUGAAAGAGUUUAAUGUUUGCACUAUUAUAUUACAGAGGAAAUAUUUUUUUGGUAAACUUUUUUAAAUAUAAAACAUUAAAUUUAUAUAAUAUCUUAAA